AAAGCUAUAGUGAAUAUACCUCUGAUAUUGACUAUACUUCUGAUCAUGAUGUUCAAGUUGGUGUUGAAUUCUCCACAAGUAUAUUUAGAAGAAAAGCAAAAGAAAAUUUUGUAGCAGAAUCUAAUACAAAAAAGAUUCAAGUAAAUUUUUCUAAGCCAAAUAAAGUUAGUAAAAAG
Messenger RNA from Racocetra persica, 176 nucleotides. The record is from the annotation of a GenBank genome assembly. Lineage: Eukaryota; Fungi; Glomeromycota; Glomeromycetes; Diversisporales; Gigasporaceae.